AUGCAGAAAAUUCGUGAGCAUGCAUUUUCCUUCUCAGAUUUCCUUAAAUCUUUUAAAACUACUGCAACAGCUAUGCUGUUAAUAUACUCCGUCUCACUGCAUGCGUGGGUGAUUCCUGUGAAAUUUGAUCCAAUUGAGCCUUCUGAGAAGAGCCUCAUCAAAUUAUUCAGCUGUAUAUUGUUUCAGAAUUGCUUCUCUUUCCUUCUUCUCCUCUCUGCUAUCUCCAUUGCAGCUGCAAUCGAGCUGACUUCAAAUCGAGGCUCUGGUUUCAGGGCUUUCAUCGAGCAAGAAUGCCGAGGCACCCAAUAUUUCCAGCUAUGCGUUCAUUGCCUUUCAAUUUUUGCGCAUUCCACUACACAAACACCAGAGCAAUUAGCCCAAGUUGCAUUGAAGGUGAGCUUGGUGAGGGCAAGAUAUGCAAGAGCUUAUAUAACCAAAGUUGCUCAAGAUUUGAGGCUAAAGAAGACCAAAGAUUACCAAGCCGUGCAUGAUUGCCUAGAGCAAAUCAAUGAUGGUGUGGAUCAGCUCACGAAUUCGGUUAAGGAGUUGGGAAGAAUGUCUAUAGCUACUGAAACUGAUUUCUUUUGGCAUCAAAGCAACGUUAAUAGCUGGAUGAGCACUGCAGUCACAGAAGCACUAACGUGCAUGGAUGGGAUCUCAGGGCAUGCAAUGGGAAGUAAAGUGAAAUCUACCAUUAGAGCGAAGGUCUUGAACGUGGCACAGGUUACUACCAAUGCUCUAGAUUUUUUUAACCGAUAUGUGUCAAGACAUCGAGCCUCUCAAUCUCAUAACCCCAAUCCCUGAGUAUAGAAACUCCCCCCCAAUUUUUUUUUUUG
Molecule: messenger RNA, 836 nt
Organism: Coffea arabica (coffee)
Lineage: Eukaryota; Viridiplantae; Streptophyta; Magnoliopsida; Gentianales; Rubiaceae
Source: RefSeq, a predicted model, not a curated record